Messenger RNA from Pygocentrus nattereri (red-bellied piranha), 3402 nucleotides. It is a transcript of the gene cdhr5b, whose product is annotated as cadherin-related family member 5b. The record is from RefSeq and is a predicted model, not a curated record. Gene Ontology annotation, cellular component: membrane; catenin complex; adherens junction. NCBI's taxonomy places the organism in Eukaryota, Metazoa, Chordata, Actinopteri, Characiformes, Serrasalmidae. The coding region runs from base 122 to 2404 and encodes 760 amino acids. Gene Ontology annotation, molecular function: cadherin binding; calcium ion binding. Gene Ontology annotation, biological process: homophilic cell-cell adhesion; adherens junction organization; cell-cell junction assembly. The transcript is spliced from 15 exons.
UAGCCUGCUUUCUCUUUUAUCUUCCAGCCCUGUAUAUGUGUUGUGCGAACAAGAACCUGACACAGCAAAGGACUCCUGAUGCUCCAUCUUUUCCUUUAACUGGUCCACCAAAUAAGGACUAAUGGAUCUAAAACGGCUUGAUUUCUCACUGAAAACAGUUUUCUGCCUCCUGGUUGUGUUCACCGUCAACGCUUUCGGUCAAACAUUAUGCACUGUUCCAGACACAGUGAGAGUAAAAGAGAACAACACUAUUGGUGAAACAGUUGCUACAUUAAUCUUGGAGGAUGGGGUGAGCGCCGUUAUCACAGGAAACCCUCAUGAGGCUUUCGGCAUAAACGGCAAUCUGCUGGUGGCAAUCAUAGUUCUGGACUUUGAGGCUCUUCCUAUUGAAGUUCUAUUUGUUGAGUUAGAAUGCAGAAAAGAAGGAGUGAAUUCAGUACCUAAACGUGUGACUGUGAUUGUGGAAAAUAUUAAUGACAAUCCUCCAGUGUUUGCACAGAGCCAAUAUGACCUGUCAGUUGAUGAGCUAACACAGGUCGGUACAAGUAUUGGCAGAAUUGAGGCUACAGACCUCGACAAAGAUCAACUGUUCUACUGGCUUGAGUCUCCCAUGAAUGAAUUUGGGCUGCUGUCAGCCAUCAUUCCACAGAUUCAGGUUCAGACGAUUCUGGAUUAUGACACCACUCAAGAAGUCAAUAUGAUGCUCUUUGUUCAGGAUACACCUUUAUCAACAUCAGAGACACCAUCUCAUACUGCCUCAACCUCCGUCAAAGUCUCUGUCUUAGACAUCAAUAACCGACCACCGUGGUUCCAGCCUUGCACAGAGUCUGCUAUUGGCUUCACCAAAGUCUGCCUCAACUCUGGCUAUGAAGGGAAAGUCAACCUAAAUGAACAAGUGACUGGCGCUUUAAUUCUUGAUCCUGGUCCAGUCCAUGCCAUUGACGGAGACAAAGGCAGGAAUGAAGAAAUUGGCUACAGAAUUCUCGCAGGAAAUGAGAAUGAAAUCUUCAGUAUUGAUCAAAACACUGGCAGCAUUACAAUGCAGAAGGCAGUGGCUGUGGCAGGAUCAAUCAUACUGACAGUAAUGGCCUAUGAGGUGUUGACCCCAGACCAGCUUGCCACCACCACUGUCACAAUACACGUAGUUAUCACCAGCGCCCACCCGCCAGAGUUUGUCAAAUCCAGUUAUAAGGGCUUCAUCUCAGAAGAUGUAGAUGUGGGCAGCCUGGUGCUGGAAAGCAAGACCAGCAACAAACCCCUGCACGUUCAGGCCACAGAUGCAGACUUCAGUGAUGGAGUGAAUCCUAACAUUAUAUUCGAGGUUCAAGGUGGCAGUGACUUCAGAAUCACUACAGAGGGCUUCAUUCUCAUGACUAGUGCAGCCCCUGUAGGCGUGAUUGACCUGACCAUACGUGUAGUUGAUAGUACCAAUGGUGAAUUCGGCACAGCCUCUCUGUCUGUGGAAGUCACUCCAGGGGUCCCUACGACUACCACAGAAAUGCCCACCACAACCAUCCCUACCACUAUCAUAACCAAAGACAUAGUUACAAGCCCUCCCAAAACUACAGGCAUGAUCACAAGCCCUGCCAAAACCACAGACAUGAUCACAAGCCCUGCCAAAACCACAGACAUGAUCACAAGCCCUGCCAAAACCACAGAUGUGGUUACACAGCUAACAGAGAGCUCCUCCAAUCCGGUUAUUACCACUAACACUACUCCGAGUCCUCAAACAGAAGCAUUGCCUGGGCUGGGGGGAGACUUUAAGACGAGGGAUAUGGUGGCCCUGGGGGCUAGUCUGGCUGUUGUGCUGCUUAUCUGCCUGGUGCUCAUUGGGCUGCUGGUGUACCGCCUCAAGCAGCAAAAUGCAGACUGGAAGAAGCUGUCUGAGGCCAGCAUCUUCUGCAGCACGCUGACUGGGGGCUCAUCUGGACCUAAAAACGGAGUGCAGUACACUAAUGAGGGCUUCCAGAAUGACAGAGAUGUGGACAGUAUGAGCUCCAAGCAGGCAGCAGAGUUGCCCCUGCCGCUGGGGCCGGCACUGAGCCGCAGUGUGCCACAACAGCCAGAGAAACAGAGCAGCACUCCAACUCUGCAGAGCAGAACCAGUGAUGACAGCGGCUCUCCUCCUGCAGACUCCAGCAGCCUGAGUGCCUCAGACAACUUCGACAGUGAGAAGGAGGUGAAGCCCAUUCUCACCAAGGAACGGCGCGUGGAGGACGGCUACAAAGCAGUGUGGUUUAAGCAGGACAUCGAUCCCAAUGUCAAGGAAGAAGUGGUCAUCAUCCCUGACAGUGGAGAGAGGGAUGUCAGCCACGACGAGGAGGAGGAAGAUGAUGAGGAAGAUACAAACGUGACCAUGUCCACACGGCGAAGGGGCUCAGACUCAGAUGAUGAUGACUUGUAGCCUGCUGAUCUAGGGGGCUGGUGGAGAACUGUCAGUUAGCACAGCACUCACACUCAUCAAACUAGGGUCUCACCAGCAAAACUUAUCCUCAUUCUGGUGAAUCAUAGCUAAGAAGGGAAUACAAUACAAGAUGUAUUGCUCACACUUUAACACACUUUUGAUAGGGAUAAAUACAGUCAUAACAUUAUUUAUGGCUCUGUAUUGCCUUCAUACAUUUGUUUUGCUAGGCUACACAUAUAGCACUGUGUGAAAGACAGAAUAUCCUUCAUUAAUUUAAUUACCUCUCUAACCAGUCAUUAAGUACAUGCCAUAUUUAACAGAAUUUAAAUAGAAAUUUAAAUCUAAUAUAUUUUUGGUUUAGUAUUUAUUGUGUCCACCUUUAUUUCAGUGUCCAUUCUUUCCAGGACACUUGCUCUCAGUUUUUUGAAGAAAUCUGCAAGGAUAUUUUUCCACACCCAGAAAGUUCAGUCUUAGAAGUUGGUUGCAUUUUCUGCUUCUCACGAUCCAACAUUCAGUGGUGUUGAGUUCUGGACUCUGAGAUAGUCAGUUCAUUGUUCUGACAACAAAAGUAGCUUCACAAGCAGCUGUUUAAUUAGAAAAUGUACUUCUUUUUUGUAGCUGAAGCUUUCUUGUCUCUCUCAAAGAUGAAAGCUUUGAGUAAUGUUUUUCUACUUACCGGGCCGGGGCGAUACUUACUUACCUGGCAGGGGCAAUACCAUGAUCACGAAGGUGGUUCACCCAGGGUGAGGCUCUGCCAUUGCACUUGGGUGGUGCUGACCCUUGCGAAUUCCCCAAUUAUGGGAAUCUUGACUGCAUAAUUUCUGGUAGUGGGGGAUUGCGUUCGCUCUCUCCCCUGACAAUUGGGUAGUUGUGGGCUGAAGGUUAGGUAACUGGCCCUGUGACCAGAAGGUUGCCAGUUCGAUCCCCAGAUCCAACAGUCCAUGACUGAGGUGUCCUUGAGCAAGACACCUAACCCCCAGUUGCUCCCUGGGCGCUGU